Molecule: messenger RNA, 216 nt
Organism: Sceloporus undulatus (fence lizard)
Lineage: Eukaryota; Metazoa; Chordata; Lepidosauria; Squamata; Phrynosomatidae
Product: prostaglandin reductase 2-like
Exons: 3
Coding region: 55-216 (53 amino acids)
Source: RefSeq, a predicted model, not a curated record
CUGCUUUACAGGGAAACUGAUUUCCUCCUCUGCAAGAUUUUAGCUGCAGGGACAAUGAAAAUACAAAGAGUGGUGCUGAAUUCACGCCCGGGUGUCAAUGGAAUGCCAGUUGCUGAAAACUUCCGGGUGGAAGAGGUUGCCCUCCUGGAUAAAAUUGAGGAGGGUCAAGUCAGAGUUCGUGCACUUUAUUUGUCUGUGGAUCCUUAUAUGGAAUAG